Molecule: messenger RNA, 4277 nt
Organism: Hypanus sabinus (Atlantic stingray)
Lineage: Eukaryota; Metazoa; Chordata; Chondrichthyes; Myliobatiformes; Dasyatidae
Product: zinc finger protein 850-like
Exons: 3
Coding region: 1318-3465 (715 amino acids)
Biological process (GO): regulation of transcription by RNA polymerase II
Molecular function (GO): RNA polymerase II cis-regulatory region sequence-specific DNA binding; DNA-binding transcription factor activity, RNA polymerase II-specific
Source: RefSeq, a predicted model, not a curated record
UUAAACUGAAUAUAUAGGAUCUUUAAAUUAUACCCCUUCCCACUUAUUAUUUUCACUGGAAAAGAGAUGUUGAAAUUCUAAGUAAUCAUGACUAAAGUGUAAUAUGGUUUUAGAAAAAAAGCUCAAGGUCAAAUAAGCGUGAAACAUCUGGCGAGCAUUUUAUAGGAAGGGACAUUAAAGACAUUCAUCAUUGAUGCUGAUUUUUCCUCCCAGCACUGCUGCAAAUACACAAACCACUCCAGCUCCCUUCAGAUCUACUCCAUGCUGUGCCUCAUGAAACAGCCAAGAUUAGCAGUUCACCAUCUGUGGGAAAAAUUGAGUACAAAUACCUAAUAAGAUUGGGAUGUGUACAUUUUUCUAUACACACGAAAAGAAUGAAGUAUGGACAUUGAACCGGUGCUUGCACAAAUGUUUAAUGGCACCGUGAUUACCCAUAGGGCCAUUCAUUAAGAAUUUCGCCGGCGCUGAAGCGCCGAUGAAAUGCGCAGGCGUCAGGCUGAGGACGUCCCUGAGUUUCAGGCAUGCGCGCAGUACACAGAAGGCUUUGAAAAUGUCGGAUGCAGCACUGCUGCAAAUACACAAACCACUCCAGCUCCCUUCAGAUCUACUCCAUGCUGUGCCUCAUGAAACAGCCAAGAUUAGCAGUUCACCAUCUGUGGGAAAAAUUGAGUACAAAUACCUAAUAAGAUUGGGAUGUGUACAUUUUUCUAUACACACGAAAAGAAUGAAGUAUGGACAUUGAACCGGUGCUUGCACAAAUGUUUAAUGGCACCGUGAUUACCCAUAGGGCCAUUCAUUAAGAAUUUCGCCGGCGCUGAAGCGCCGAUGAAAUGCGCAGGCGUCAGGCUGAGGACGUCCCUGAGUUUCAGGCAUGCGCGCAGUACACAGAAGGCUUUGAAAAUGUCGGAUGCAGGUUAAAAACGAGAAGGAAUUUGUCGUGGGGAUCUCAAACAGAAAACGCCAGUUUUGCUGUCUCUGUCUGGAUAUUUAAGAAGUGGAGCGAGGGAUUCAAUCGACCAUCCUUCAUGCUCAGACUGUGGAGAGGGAUUCAAUUGAUCAUUUGACCAAAUAGCAAGCCAGUCAUCUUACACAGGAGAAAGGCUGUUCACCUGCUCAGACAGUGGGAGUAGAUUCACUCAGUUAUCACAAUUAAAGGUACAUCAGCAAGUUCACACUGGGCAAGGCCAUUCAUCUGUUCUGUGUGUGAGAAAGGAUUCAGUUGGACCUGUGGACACACCAGUCAGUUCACACCACACCUGGUAGAGGCUGGUGAUCUGCUGAAUUUCUGGGAAAGGAUUCACUCAGUCAUUUGACCUUAUGGCUCACCAGCGAGUUCACACUGGGGAGAAGCCAUUCACCUGUUCAGUCUGUGGGAAGGGAUUCACUCAGUCAUCCAACCUACGGAGUCCCCAGCGAGUUCACACUGGGGAGAGGCCGUUCACCUGUUCAGAAUGUGAGAAGAGAUUCACUCAGUCAUCCAACCUACGGAGUCCCCAGCGAGUUCACACUGGAGAGAGGCGCUUCACCUGCUCAGUCUGUGGGAAGAGAUUCACUCAUUCAUCCGCCCUACACAGACAUCAGCGAGCUCACACUGGGGAGAAGCCGUUCACCUGCUCAGUCUGUGCGAAGGGAUUCACUCGGUCAUCCAACCUACUGGUACAUCAGCGAGUUCACACUGGGGAGAAGCCAUUCACCUGCUCAGAAUGUGGGAAAGGAUUCAGUGAGUUAUCCAACCUACUGGUACAUCAGCGAGUUCACUCUGGGGAGAAGCCAUUCACCUGCUCAGUCUGUGCGAAGGGAUUCAGUCGGUCAUCCAACCUAAGGAGACAUCAGCGAGUUCAUACUGGGGAGAAGCCAUUCACCUGCUCAGAAUGUGGGAAAGGAUUCAGUGAGUUAUCCAACCUACUGGUACAUCAGCGAGUUCACACUGGGGAGAAGCCAUUCACCUGCUCAGAAUGUGGGAAAGGAUUCAGUGAUUUAUCCAGCCAACUGAGACAUCAGCGAGUUCACACUGGGGAGAAGCCAUUCACAUGCUCAGAAUGUGGGAAAGGAUUCAGUGAGUUAUCCAGCCUACUGAGACAUCAGCGAGUUCACACUGGGGAGAAGCCAUUCACCUGCUCAGAAUGUGGGAAAGGAUUCAGUGAGUUAUCCACCCUACAGAGACAUCAGCGACUUCACACUGGGCAGAAACCGUUCACCUGUUCAGAAUGCGGGAAGAGAUUCACUCAGUCAUCCCACCUACAGAGUCAUCUGCCAGUUCACACUGGGGAGAGGCCAUUCACCUGCUCAGACUGUGGGAAAGGAUUCACUCUGAUAUCCCGCCUACAGAGACAUCAGCGAGUUCACACGGGGGAGAAGCCGUUCAACUGCUCAGACUGUGGGAAGGGAUUCACCCAGUCAUCCGACCUACGGAGUCACCAGCGAGUUCACACAGGGGAGAAGCCAUUCACCUGCUCAGUCUGUGGGAAGAGAUUCACUGUGUCAUCCCACCUACAGAGUCAUCAGCGAAUUCACACUGGGGUGAAGCCGUUCACCUGUUCAGAAUGUGGGAAGGGAUUCACUCAGUCAUCCAACCUACGGAGUCAUCAGCGAGUUCACACUGGAGAGAGGCCGUUCACCUGCUCAGAAUGUGGGAAGAGAUUCACUCAUUCAUCCGCCCUACAGAGUCACCAGCGAGCUCACACUGGGGAGAAGCCGUUCAUCUGCUCAGAAUGUGGGAAGAGAUUCACUCAUUCAUCCGCCCUACAGAGACACCAGCGAGCUCACACUGGGGAGAAGCCGUUCAUCUGCUCAGAAUGUGGGAAGGGAUUCACUGAGUCAUCCUACCUACAGAGACAUGAGAGUGUUCACACUGGUGAAAAGCCGUUCAAUUGCACAGAAUGUGGGAAACGGUUCACUCUGUCAUCCAACCUUCUGAAACACCAGCGAGCUCACACUGGGGAGAAGCCGUUCAUCUACUCAGAAUGUGGGAAGAGAUUCACUCAUUCAUCCGCCCUACAGAGACACCAGCGAGCUCGCACUGGGGAGAAGCCGUUCCUCUGCUCAGAAUGUGGGAAGAGAUUCACUCGCUCAUCCGACCUGCAGAGUCAUCAGCGAGUUCACACUGGAGAGAAGCCAUUCCCCUGCUCAGAAUGUGGGAAGAGGUUCAGUCACUCACGCUCCCUGCAGAGACACCAGUCAGUUCACACUGGGGAGAAGCCGUUCAUCUGCUUAGUCUGUGGGAAGAGAUUCACUGAGUCAUCCAGAUUACUGGAACAUCAGCGAGUUCACACUGGGGAGAAGCCGUUCAUCUGCUUAGUCUGUGGGAAGAGAUUCAAUAACUCAUCCAGAUUGCUGGAACAUCAGCGAGCUCACACUGGAGAGAGGCCAUUCACCUGCUCAGAAUGUGGGAAGAGAUUCACUCACUCUUCCACACUACAGAGACAUCAGCGAGUUCACACUGGAGAGGAGCCAUUUACCUGCUGAGAAUGUGGGAUAGGAUUCACUCAGUCAUUCCAACUACUGGCACACCAGUCAGUUGAUAUGAAUCCCUAGGUUUUGUUUGCUGUGGACUGUCAUUUUAAGAGAGAGAGAUUAGGAAGUUUAAUCAGUCUGACUUGCAGCUUGUUUACAUCACUCACAGCUUGUUUAGUUUUAACUGAGGACACAGACACUCAGAGUCAGACGGAGAUGAAGGAGGAAAAAUGGAAAGAUCGAUACAAGGGAAAUAGGUGCCCGCAAGUGUGGGUUAAUUAUCAAUUCAUCAUACAUCGAAUGUGUGGUUGUCACCUCGUUUGAUCCAUAGGAGUGGAUCUGAUUUGGGGUAUCAUGUGAAGACCACCGAUGUGUUAACCCUUGCCUGGGUGUGGUGUGGUAAUUCACUUGAAGACGAUACGUCUUGUGACAAGUCACUUUGGGUGAUAAUUAUUAUGUGGAUUUGGAAGGAUGACAGAUAAUAUCUACAGUGACUGUUCUCUUGUUUUACCACCAUGGAACCUGUGGAAUUCGACAUAAUUGCCUUCUCUCGACAUUUACCCUGGAUUACAUAUAUCUCUCUCAUCACCUAUUCUGUGGUUGAACUGAACUUUCAUACUUUACCAUCUCAAGACUCCAAGCCUUGUUCUCCCCAAGCUCAAUAGUUUUGGAUUUAUAUUUACACACAUAUAUACACAUAACACUGUUAACUUUUGUUUAUCUUGCUUAAGUUACUACAUUAUAAGUCGAUUCUAAUAAAGAUAGUUUUAAGAUCAAAAACAGACUCCUGGUGUAGUCUUCACGAGGAAAUCUGCAGAUGCUUG